GAGAGCGAGAUACUGGUGCGGAUUACUGUUUAACUGAAGCCUGCGUGAAAACUGCGGCGCGCAUUUUGGAUUCGCUCGAUACGACAGCGCAGCCAUGCGAGGAUUUCUACCAGUUUGCCUGCGGAGGGUGGCUCCGGAGAAAUCCCAUACCGGAAUCACAAACGUCAUGGGACCAGUUUCGGUCACUACGGGAGCACCUUUUACGAGACCUUAGAGAUAUUCUUGAAGAAGGGAGCAGUGCAGAUGAACCCGGGCCAGUCAAACAGGCCAAGGCUCUUUACAGAACCUGCCUCGACACUGCAGAACUAGAGAGGCUUGGCCUCGAACCCCUCAUAGCCACUCUGGAGAAGCUCAACCUGAGCACCGCGCUGCCCGGGCUGCCCAGCUCAGUCGACGAGGAUGACGAUGGGUCCUCGGGCGAGUUCGACUGGCUGUACACCGCGGCCCGCGCCCAGCGCAUGCUGGGCCACUCCGUGCUGCUCGGGUUCUGGGUCAACGAGGACGUGCGCAACACGAGCCGGAACCUGAUGGUGGUGGAUCAGAUUUCCCCGGGCUUCAGCGAGCGCUACCUCCUCGACCCGGAGCGCUUCGGCGGGGAGCUCGCCGAGUACCGGCGGUACAUCACCGACGUGGUCCGGGUGUUCCUGCACCGCGCAAACCAGACCGCACCCAACGGGACCGCGGAGAACUUCGCCGCGGACGUACUGCGCUUCAGCACGCAGUUAGCCGGGAUCAUGACAACAGCGGAGCAGCGACGAGAUGUUAAGUCUCAAUUCCAUGAGAUGACACUGGACCAGCUGCAGGAGCACACAGAUGCAGAUGGCCUGGGAAGUGGAGCCAAGGUGAGCUCCCUCCGUCAUUUUCAAUGACCUCUCUAAUUGUGAUCAAUAAAGAUUAAUAAUG
Molecule: messenger RNA, 903 nt
Organism: Frankliniella occidentalis (western flower thrips)
Lineage: Eukaryota; Metazoa; Arthropoda; Insecta; Thysanoptera; Thripidae
Product: neprilysin-4-like
Exons: 5
Biological process (GO): protein processing
Cellular component (GO): plasma membrane
Molecular function (GO): metalloendopeptidase activity
Source: RefSeq, a predicted model, not a curated record